Messenger RNA from Oncorhynchus nerka (sockeye salmon), 3791 nucleotides. Its product is annotated as thyroid receptor-interacting protein 6-like. The record is from RefSeq and is a predicted model, not a curated record. Bases 226 to 1920 code for a protein of 564 amino acids. Gene Ontology annotation, cellular component: focal adhesion; stress fiber; cytoplasm. Gene Ontology annotation, biological process: positive regulation of non-canonical NF-kappaB signal transduction; signal transduction. Lineage: Eukaryota; Metazoa; Chordata; Actinopteri; Salmoniformes; Salmonidae. The transcript is spliced from 10 exons.
GGGCAAAAACAAAUACACAAAAGGAAACUGUGAAUCAGGGCAUGUCCAUUUUUAAGUUUCUUUCCAAAGCACACAGUUCUUUCUGAAUAUUUAGGCAAGUUAGCUGGCUAACUCAUUGAUCCUUCUUUGUAGUAUACCCCUCUGGUGUCUCUGUAUAAUGGAAUUCCCUUAUGGUUGGGAAUGGUGAUAUCUUCCCAAACCUAUUGUUAAAAAAAGAACCCUGACAUGUCUGGUCCUACCCGGCCAUCGCCGAAGACUCCGGGUAGCCCGGAGAGACCCGUCCCCCAGAUGUCCGACUCUGGACCAGCCGUGUACAGACAGCCGCCCAAGAAGGUCUCCUCGGACACCCGGUCCAAGUAUGUGGUCCAUGAUCAGAACAGAGGAGGAGGCGGAAUGGCCACUAGGUACUUGGCUACCGGUCCCACAGCUGGGCCCAUGCAGCACCACCACCAAGAGGACCCAGGGUUUCACCCUAAAUCUAAUGACUACUACCAACCACCUACCCAAGGGCUUGAAGAAGACCAAUCAUUGAACCCUCAUAUGGACCGCUACCAGCUGAUGCACCUUGCACACCCUGAGAAGCCGAUUGGAAACUAUUCGAACAUUGAGGGAGAGAUUGACUCGCUCACCUGCAUGCUGGCUGAUCUGGACAGCUAUUCACUAAGCAGCACACAGCUGUAUGACAAUGUGCCUUACAACAAACGCAUCUCGGGGGACCGCUACAACCCCUCAGCCCAGCCAGGUGCCCAAUCUCAGGGAGGGCCGUCAAUGGGUUUCCCUCCUCAUUCCACCAGCCAUCCUGCACCCCCAAACCCCAGUGAUCCCCACCAGGGUCUCCAGUACUUCCCCCAGCCAGACGACACUGACGCCCAGGUCUCCAAACCCUACCCCCAGCAUGUCCCUGCCUCCUACACUACCGCCUCCACCCCUACUGUCCCGAGGCUCAAUGUCCAGGUCAAAACAGCCCAGCCUGUCACCUACUCCCAGACUGGUAGGCAAGCCGAGCAGGGUUACACCCCUCCCACACACCGCCAGCACACGCUGCGGAACUCGCCCCAGAAUCUCGCAUCCCAAGCCCAGCAACUGCACUAUGAGGGGAGCUACAAGGCGAGUGCCGCCGGGUCUGCAGUGAGAGCAUCGCAGAGUCCUACUCCCAAAAGAGGCCCAGAGACUCACCAAUCAGGGUCAGGCUCGGCACCAAGCUCCGCCUAUCAGCCCAGUAAGCAGGGGAGAGCAGCUCUGAGACAAGAGGAGUUGGAUGGGCUCACAAAGAAGUUGGUGUAUGACAUGAAUCAUCCCCCUACAGAGGAAUACCUUGGUAGCUGUGCACGUUGCGGUGACAACGUCCUUGAUGACGUUAGCGGCUGUAUCGCCAUGGAGCAGGUGUUCCACGUAGAGUGUUUCACUUGUGCCACCUGCCACGCCCCUUUCCGGGGGCAACCGUUCUACGACCUGGACAAGCAGAGCUACUGCAAGAGCUGUUACAUUAGUAUCCUAGAGCGCUGCUUUCUGUGCUCCAAGCCCAUCCUGGACCGUAUCCUACGGGCCAUGGGCAAUGCCUACCACCCGCGCUGCUUCAACUGUGUUGUGUGUGGCUGCUGCCUGGACGGCGUGCCCUUCACCGUGGACGCCACCUCCCAGAUCCACUGCCUUGACGACUUCCACAGGAAGUUUGCCCCUCGCUGCUCAGUGUGUGGCCAGGUCAUCAUCCCCGAGCCGGGCCAGGAGGAGACGGUCAUUAUAGUGGCGCUGGGCCGCAACUUCCACGUCAACUGCUAUGUGUGUGAGGAGUGUGGUCUGCUCCUGUCCUCUGAGGGUGAGGAGCGAGGCUGUUACCCCCUGGACGGUCACAUCCUGUGUAAGGGCUGCAGCACCCAGCACAUUCAGAACCCCUCCACCAACAUCUCCACUGACCGCUAACCAACUAUGGAAAAUCACUUCUUACCUUUAAUCGAUGACCCGUCAACCCUUCCAUUACUUCCACCUGCUCUGGGGUAAAAGUUGCCCUAAGGAACAGAUCUGGGAUCAGUUCUACCCCCUCUGAUACAUAACCUUAACCACAAGGAGGAAAUGUUAACCUGACUUGAAAUCAGUCUCGAAGGGCAACUUCAUCCUCAUAGUUGUUCGUUAUUCUUCAGAUGCCCAAAGCUUAGGAAUUAGUAAUAGGCCUACUAUUGAACCUCAACCUGACAGUCUUCAAUGUCAAGUAAAAUUAAAUGAUGACUUCAUAAGGUUUAUAGGUACAGGGUAUUGAAACGUGGAUGGAUGUAAGUUCAACCCAUUUUCCUUAUCUUCUGCUUUACACUAUCCUCUACCCCUACUCCCUUUCCACUCCACCUCCUUCCCCUCAGUCCCAUACCAGUACUGUAUAGAGCCCCUGACCUGCAGGCAGCAGGGGCUGCUCCACUGCUUCUCACCCACACGAUCCUGCGUGUUUCACACUCUCACACACACACGAUCCUGCGUGUUUCACACUCUCACACACACACGAUCCUGCGUGUUUCACACUCUCACACACACACGAUCCUGCGUGUUUCACACUCUCACACACACACGAUCCUGCGUGUUUCACACUCUCACACACACACGAUCCUGCGUGUUUCACACUCUCACACACACUCACGAUCCUGCGUGUUUCACACUCUCACCCACACGGUCAUGCGUGUUUCACACUCUCACACACACGAUCAUGCGUGUUUCACACUCUCACACACACGAUCAUGCGUGUUUCACACACACUAUCCUGCCCAACAAAGGUGGGACAUGGAAGGAGCUCUAUGGAAAAUUACUGAUAGAUAUUGUGGAUGUGGAGGAUGAUAAGUAGGAAAAUUAGGUGAUAUUGAGGAAUACAAAGUCUUCCUGGCUGUGAGGUAACUGACCAGUCCAGAUAAUGGAACACAUAUGGAGACCAAGUGGGUGUAGUCAGUGUGGUGCAGUGAGAGUUUUUAGAAAGUAGACUGAAGGAAAGAUUGGGAAAAGAACGGGUUGAGUCAUGUCAAUGCUUUCCUCUCAUUGGAUGUUAACAGUAUGUAGGUUGUCUUAUAAUAUCUUGCACCACAUGUCAGAACAGAACAUCAAUAUUUUAUUCCACAGGACAGUGAUUUGUAUAAUGAUAAUUGGUAUUGCAUUUUAGGGAAUGUUACUUUUAUACCAGUCCAAACCCCCUCUUUUAAAAUGUGAAUGCGCUUUUUAGAUAUUUUUCCUUGUUUAACAUUUGGGUUGAUUUGAUACUUUACAAUGAAGAUGAAUAAGGCACAAUGAAGUAUGCUUGCCAUUGUCUUACUGAGAAACCGGGUUCUGCAUACUGGCCACGUGGGCUGAGUAUAUCCUCUUGUGUUCAUUACGGGUUUUUGUUUAAGCUUAGCCUUGAGUUUGAUUCAUGCUGUUAGUUUACAUUGUCCAGAAUAAUGUUUUGUUUCAGUAUUUGAUUCUUCUCAGCGUAUAGGUCAAUGAGCACAAUGAUAUGAAGGUCCUUGUUUUGAGCCCUGUGAGUUGAAUUUUCCACUUUAUUUAUUUCAACUCCUGUUGUACUGCUAUUGUCACCAAGUCUAUGUUUAUCUGUGAUAUUGAGGCUCAGGUUCAUCACUGUGUAAUUGUUUUGUGUUCCACAGCAUCCUAUUAAAAAGUACUGCAGCAUAAUUGUAUUUGUCCAUGCCGAGGAAUAGACAGAGCAGGUGGUUUGCACAAUUUGAUUUGAGUUUGAAGUGUGUGAAUGAUUAGCUAUUUUUCAUCCCUAAUGCCAAUUGUAGUAUGUGAUCAAUACAAUAAACCAUCCUUUUUUCAGCAAACUA